Caenorhabditis auriculariae is the source of this 3090-nucleotide messenger RNA. The record is from the annotation of a GenBank genome assembly. Lineage: Eukaryota; Metazoa; Nematoda; Chromadorea; Rhabditida; Rhabditidae.
AUGCCAUCGGAAAGGAAGCGGGACGAAGAAAAGGAGAAAGAAGGCAAAAAGGUGACGAUUUUUCAAAAGUAUUUAUAGUUGUUUCGGAAGACUUGGUGGAGAUUCUAAACGUGCAAGAGAUUAUUAAAUAAAAUCGAAACAAUGGGAAAACUCUUUUUGAGCUUUUUUAGGCUUUUCACGCCUUCUGCAUUUUCGAGAACUCCAGAAAAAUAGACUCAACAUCGAAAAAGUUUGACUAUUCUGCGCUCUCUUGCUCUUAUGAUAUUUCAAUGUUUCUACAACCUUGAAGGUGAGAGAAAAGAGACGCAGACAUGUCAGACUUCUAUAGGUAUUGAUGAAUGGACUUCAAAAAUUAGAAACUUUGAAAAAAGUACUUCUUAGAGGGCUAUAGUUUAGGUAGUCUCUUCAAAAGUUCAAGGUACGAUCCAUGAGCCUCUAAAGGAAAAGCGACCUUAACAGCACUUUUUUAAAACUUUUUUGCGCCUACUUUUAUUUUCAGUCCACUAGGGACCGCUAGCACUUUUUCCUAGAGUGACCACUAUCUAUAACCCUAGAAAUGCCACUUUUGCAAGCUUAAGUGGCCCCAAUAGGGAGAAGUAAGGCGGUCCCUAGAGGGAACCUACAAAAGCAUUCAAUUUUGCCCCUCCAGUGAAAACUCUGGCGUUUUUUUUUGUUCCUAAGUGAGGCUUCUUCAAAUUGUAUUCUUGAGUGUUAUAAAUACUUUAAUUCAGGUAACAUCAAAAGACAAAGAAAAGGAAAAGGAGAAAGAGAAAGAAAAAGAGAAAGAAAAAGAAAAGGACAGAAAACGCGAUGGAGGUAAUACUUCUGAACUUGCAGUACUUUUCAAAAUGCAAAUACGAACUAUUUUACAGCGGUGGCCGGGGCGAUGGGAAAGCAAAGGAUGUUGCACCCGGGGAAUGUCCUUAUGGAACGGUACGAGGUCCAGGGACUCAUCGGCGGCGGCGGGUUUGCUCAGAUCUACUUGUAAGUUUAGGGAUUUUUAUUAAUCAUAUCAGAACUUAUCGAUCAAUGAACAAUCAAUCUAAACCCAGCUUGUAACGAAAAUGUCUACGGAGACGUCAAAAAGCCUUUUUUUAUCUCAAUAAUAGUGUUACAUUAACAGAAAAAUUGGAAAAAAAUGGGCUGAAAAUUCGUCCUAAAAGGCGCUUGAGUCCGGUGAAAAUGCGCUUCACGGCUAACUGGUUUUUAAAUUUUUCGCAUUUUUUCUCUUUGUACGAAUAAAGCAUAAAUUAAGAGCAAAUAUAUUCAGAGCUGUUGACAAUACGUCCAAGCAGAACUGCGCUAUCAAAAUCGAGCCUACUUCUUCGGAUAUUCGGAGGAUGAAGCUCGAAAGUGCUGUACUGUUGGUCCUGAGAGGAAAAGUGAGUUUUGAGCUUUUUCAAUGAUUGGAAGAGUAAUGAUGCUUUGAUCUUGAUGAAUUUUCAUGUGUUCUGUGUUAACCGUUUUUGCAAGCAAAACAAUUGUCCCAUUUUAGUGCUGUGAAGAGACGGAACUGUGCGCUCCCUAAGUAGAAUCUCACAAAUUUGUUCAAAUCCUAAGAAAGUUCCAAAAAUCCUUGACUAAUUUCAGACAGGAGUACCGGAAAUCAAAGCGAUGGGAAAGGCGCCGCUUGGCCAUUACAUAGUGAUGCAAUUGGUGGGCCGAAAUUUGUCGGACCUCCGUCGCCAGUUGCCCAACAAAAAGAUCUCCAGCCGAACGCUCUACCGCGCAAUGCUCCAGGUGGAGUACACCUUGACGACGUCACUCCCAGACUAUCAGGUCGCACGAACCUUGUCCUUGGCCCACGGCGCCGGAUUUCUUCACCGAGACCUGAAGCCGUCGAAUUGCUGCGUCGGCUUCGUCGACGUCACUCGGAUCUACCUCAUCGACUUCGGUCUGACUCGUCAGUACCUCGACAAGGGCGACAUGGUUCGGAAGCCUCGGGUUGGCGUCGGCAUGCGUGGAACUCUCAGGUAGGCUGUUUAGGUUCUUAAAAUGGGGAGGCUAUUUUUUGAAUUGGUUUCAAAAAAAACUUUAGUGCAUAUGCUAUCGAAAAGAAUUUUGCAGAUACAUGAGCCUGGACGCUCAUGCUCGAAAAGACUUGGGGGCUAACAAUGACCUCGUCGCUUUUCUGUAUACAACGGUAUGUUUCAUUGUCUUUCAAAUUCACCUUAAAAGACAAAAAUUGAACACUAUUAAGGUAGAGAGUAUUUCAUUAGGCGCAGACUUGUUCUGCGCCAUUUCGGUUUGGGCUGGGUUGGAAAAAAAAAGGCGUUUCGUCAACUUUUUCUCUUAAUCGAAUAUGUUGUGAAAAACGAAUAUUAGGUUUAAGUUCAGUUUCACCUGUAACGUUUGAAAAUUCUACAAAAUGUAUAGUUCAAUUCUAAUUUUUUUACGUUUCAUGUGUCCUUUUUUUGAAUUUAUAUUUACAAGUCUUAAUCAGUAUGUCCGAUAGAAAAAAAGCUCAGAAGUCUGAAAAAAACAGAAAACCACUCUGGAACAAAAAAAUAAUGUUAAACCUUUUGGAAACUAACUGCGGUUUUUUUUUCAACUUUUUUUAUUUCUUCCGAAAAAAAUUUCAAUGAUAAACCUCUCAAGCCAGGAGCAUUUUUCAGAUAGAACUGGGCGAUGGAUCGCUACCUUGGACUCGUACCCGCUCUGCCGAUGACAUUAUCAAGGUUUUUCUCUUUCUCGUUAUUGUACUAACGAGUUUCAAAACAAUUUCCAGUUGAAACAAGCAUAUGUGAACGAAAAGUUGUGUGCGAAACAGCCGAAGUUAACUAAAUUGGCGGAGGUUUCCUUUUUUCCUACUUUCUAUAUUAAAAAAAAUAAAAUUUGAUGUUCAGUAUAUCGAAUCGUUGAAUUACUACAGUAUUCCCGACUACGAUAAGAUAUUUUCAUUGUUGGAAGAGUGCAACCCGACAGAUUUGCGUGAAGAUGAAUGCUAUGAUUGGCAGAAACACACGUAAUGUUCUCAGGAAGUCUGAAGAAAAACUAAGGAAUUACAGAUGUGUGAUGGACCACAGUGUGCAGAAGGAAGCAUCAACAGAGCUCUCAGAAAGAGGAGACACGGCUCUUAUUAAAAAAUAG